GAGAGAAGAGAUAAGGACAAUACAGCACAGGACUGACUGCUAGGAAAACAUUUAGCACCGGGGCAAUUUUUGCAUUCACAAAUUCUUACACCCAGAGAUUUUGCGUUGGGCAGUAUGCUGGUGAACGGGCUCUGGCGUGCGGUGUGUGUUCUGCUUUGCUGCGUCGGGGUGUCGGUGUGCGUGAGGCGGGAGGAAUACGAAGUUAACUACGCAGACAACUACGACAACGCGAUUGAACAGAGCCAACAGGACGGAGACACCCCUGAGUCUUCGUGCCAGGCUUCAGAGCGCUCACGCUGGGACAAACUCUUUGUGGCUCUGGAGGACUCCCACAUGAGGCAGACGAUGCUGAUGGAAGCCCUAGAGAGACACUGUGAAGCUCCUGGAGUCUGCCAGCAGUGCCUGCCAGCCAUAGAGGCAGUCUGCCGGGGCCAGGCAGAGCAGGUGAGCCCCAGGCUCCAACAAGACCUGCUGGAGCUGAAGGAGGAAGUCAUAGGGAGGGAGAGGAGGUUGAAUGCUUCACUACAUCUGGUCAGACAGGAGGGAGCGGAAGGUUUCGGUAGUGUGAUGGCCGUGCUGCAGCAGCUCUUACAGAGUGCUAGGUUACAACGACUGGAGGAGGGGAGGCUGAGACAGUAUGGACCUAUAAGAGCUGGCCAUGGAGAGACACAGCCUCCUAGGACUGGAACAGCAGUACCUGUUUUAGGGGCGGGACUUGGAGCAGCAGAGCCAAAGGGGGAAGGAUAUGGAGAGAACAGUUUGGGUUUAGGGGAGGGGCUUAGUGGGACAGGUAGACCAAUAGGGAGAAAGUCUGGCACUGUAGGGGCAAAUCUCUGGAUUGGUUUGGGCAUGAAGCCACAGGAAGUGACCUCAUCACCUCCAUCAUCGGACCGAGGGAAGAUAGAGAGGGCUUUGGUUGCUAUAGCAAUGGAACUGCAGAAAGUACAGGCCCAGCUAAGCCUGCUAUCUUCGGUAGGGAAUGAAUGAUGAAAAGGAGGAAGAGGAUAAAAUAAAACAAAGAUGUCUGCUGGAUAUUCUCCGUUAUCAGGGACCAAAUCAAAACUAAAACAGAGAUUAUACACAAUAACAUUUCAUCAUAAGUAAAGCAAAAACAAGUUGCCUUAUAUAUUGAGCGUUCUUCUGUGUAAUGAAAGGGCAUAAAUGCACUGUAACUCUAAAUGUCCAAGUG
Molecule: messenger RNA, 1189 nt
Organism: Esox lucius (northern pike)
Lineage: Eukaryota; Metazoa; Chordata; Actinopteri; Esociformes; Esocidae
Exons: 2
Coding region: 115-987 (290 amino acids)
Biological process (GO): innate immune response
Molecular function (GO): complement component C1q complex binding
Source: RefSeq, a predicted model, not a curated record